AUCAUUCAAGACAUCAGCAAGUUCUUGUACUACAGCUACUAUACUCAUUUUCAACUUUCAAACUCACAAUUACAACAACUCGGCAUCAAUCAACCAACCCACCACCGCCAAAACCAAGCUACUCCCUACGACAAACCACGAAAAUGUCAACAGUAGACACCCACCCUCGCCUCCUGGCCCUCUCCCUCUCACCCUCCCCCCGCAACUCAACCUCAACCUCCCGCCCAACACCAACCUCCUCCGCCAACCCCUCCACAUCAUCCACCCCGCUCGCCACCUCCCGCCGCGCCUCGCACGACUCCGCCCACGAUGCCCACCACUUUGUCAACCUGGACAAGGAGCAGCACGAGCACAAGCUCAACGCUAGUCUGAAGAAGAUGUGGGCUGGUGUUAAGAGGCAUGCGGUUGAGCACCAUAGGAGUGUCAAUGCCGCGUAUAUGGCUAGCUAUGGGUGUGGGGCGCAUCCGGGACGUUAGAUGGGAUGUAGAAGGUGAACGACAGGAUGGAGGACACAAAAGUGAUUUCUUGCGAAGCGGCUUGCGGUAUUAUACCCUGAUUUUGUUUUUUGUUUUUUGUUUGGGCGCUGGGAAGGAGGGAAGAGGAAGAGGAAGAGGAGGAUGUAAUGAAUGGUGGAAAAGGAGAGAGAUAAAAGUUAACAAUUCGACUUGAUAAUACUGUAAUAAGACGACUCUUCGGGUUUUUG
Pyrenophora tritici-repentis Pt-1C-BFP is the source of this 703-nucleotide messenger RNA. Its product is annotated as FAP multi-domain protein. NCBI's taxonomy places the organism in Eukaryota, Fungi, Ascomycota, Dothideomycetes, Pleosporales, Pleosporaceae. The record is from RefSeq and is a predicted model, not a curated record.